Molecule: messenger RNA, 156 nt
Organism: Pelobates cultripes (western spadefoot toad)
Lineage: Eukaryota; Metazoa; Chordata; Amphibia; Anura; Pelobatidae
Source: the annotation of a GenBank genome assembly
AUGACCUAUUGCUAUGAGGGCGAUGCUUACAUUGCGGAGGUAAAGAGGCGGCUAGUCGAGUAUGACCCAGACCCUUCGGAAGAGGUGAUCGUCCGUAUCAUGCAAGAGUUGGAUGAGGAGAACCAAGCAGCACGGGAAUGUGAGUUCAGAUUGUGA